Copidosoma floridanum is the source of this 1131-nucleotide messenger RNA. It is a transcript of the gene RpLP0, whose product is annotated as ribosomal protein LP0. Lineage: Eukaryota; Metazoa; Arthropoda; Insecta; Hymenoptera; Encyrtidae. Gene Ontology annotation, biological process: ribosome biogenesis; ribosomal large subunit assembly; cytoplasmic translation. The record is from RefSeq and is a predicted model, not a curated record. Gene Ontology annotation, cellular component: cytosolic large ribosomal subunit. Gene Ontology annotation, molecular function: large ribosomal subunit rRNA binding; structural constituent of ribosome.
AACUAGCGUCUCUUUUCCGUUCACUUGCGCCUAACGCCGUAGUGAGUCCUCAAACACCACUAAGGUAUCCCUGCACACAUCAAGAUGGGUAGGGAGGACAAAACUACCUGGAAAGCGAGUUACUUCACCAAGCUCAUUCGUUUGUUGGAUGAUUAUCCCAAGUGCUUUAUCGUCAGUGCGGACAAUGUCGGUUCCAAGCAGAUGCAGCAGAUCCGUAUGUCCCUGCGUGGGACUGCAGUUGUACUCAUGGGUAAGAACACCAUGAUGCGCAAGGCCAUCCGUGGUCACGUUGAGCGCAACGCUGCUCUUGAAAAACUCUUGCCCCACAUCAGAGGCAAUGUUGGCUUUGUCUUCACUCGUGGAGACCUUGUCGAAGUCAGGGACAAGCUACUCGAGAACAAAGUCCGAGCUCCUGCCAGGAAUGGUGCCAUUGCCCCAUUGAGUGUUAUCAUCCCCGCUCACAACACUGGCUUGGGUCCCGAGAAGACCUCUUUCUUCCAGGCUCUGAGUAUCCCAACCAAGAUCUCCAAGGGUACAAUUGAAAUCAUCAACGAUGUUCACAUCUUGAAGCCAGGUGACAAGGUCGGCCCUUCAGAAGCUUCACUUCUGAAUUACCUGAACAUCUCUCCCUUCUCGUAUGGUUUAAUCGUCGAACAAGUGUACGAUUCUGGAACCAUCUUUGCUCCCGAGAUUCUUGACAUCAAGCCUGAAGAUCUUCGUGAGAAAUUCAUGGCUGGAGUUGCCAACUUGGCCUCUGUGUGCUUAGCCAUUGGCUAUCCCACAAUUGCCAGUGCUCCACACAGCAUUGCCAAUGGGUUCAAGAACUUGUUGGCUGUUGCUGCUGUCACAGAUGUCGACUUCCCUGAAGCAGCGACCAUUAAAGAAUUCAUCAAGGAUCCAAGCAAAUUUGCCGCUGCCGCCGUCUCUGCUGCCCCAGCUGCUGCAGCAGAAAAGAAGGAAGAGAAGAAAGAGGAAAAGAAGGAAGAGUCUGAAUCCGAAGAUGAAGACAUGGGCUUUGGACUCUUUGACUAAGUUUUUUAUUGACUUAACCAUGCAGUGGCAUAUUUUCUACUGUUAAAGCUUCACACCGACGUCCGAAUAAAGCACCAGGAUAAUUUUUUGAAAAUAAAA